Messenger RNA from Orycteropus afer afer, 573 nucleotides. It is a transcript of the gene MINAR2, whose product is annotated as membrane integral NOTCH2 associated receptor 2. The transcript has 3 exons. Bases 1 to 573 code for a protein of 190 amino acids. Lineage: Eukaryota; Metazoa; Chordata; Mammalia; Tubulidentata; Orycteropodidae. The record is from RefSeq and is a predicted model, not a curated record.
AUGGAUCUCUCUGUUUUGCCAAACAAUAACCAUCCUGACAAAUUCCUGCAGCUAGAAGUGAAGUCUUUAAUGAGAAGCUCAGCACUUCUUCAGGCCAGCCUGGUGAGGUUUCCAGGUGGAAAUUAUCCUGCUGCACAACAGUGGCAAAACCUAGUCUACUCACAGAGAGAAAAGAAGAAUAUUGCUGUGCAACGAGUUAGGGGAGCUACUGCAGAGGCCUCUGUGGCUACUGAUAUCCCCCCACCAUCCCUGUCAUCAGUUCUGAAGAAUAACCCACUAUACGGUGACAUAAGUUUGGAAGAAGCUAUGGAAGAUAGAAAAAAGAAUCCUUCAUGGACCAUUGAGGACUAUGACAGGCGUUCCAUGCACACCAACCUCUCAGGCUACCUGAAGGAAAACCCUAAUGACCUUCGAUUUUGGUUGGGAGACAUGUACACACCAGGGUUUGACACCUUAUUGAAAAAGGAAGAGAAACAAGAGAAGCAAUUGAAAUACUGCCGUAUAGGUCUGCUUUUGCUCCUUGCUGCCUGCAUUUUGGUUUCCAUAGUGACGAUCAGUGCUUCUUUCACUUAA